CUCCUCGUGGUGGGACGAUACCGGAAGUGAAGUCAGAACGGCGGAACCACGACGUUCACUCAAUGGAAAGUUUGAGCUCCGUCGGCGCGGGCUGCUCCAAGGUGGCUUACACGCGCUGCUCGCUCUCUCUCUCCUUCGCGCGCGCGGAAGGAAAAUCUUUCGACCGGUGUGCGCUCGGCACUCGCGCGAACGCGAGUCACGCGCGAGCAGCCGCCGAGGAAAAGUCGCGUCGUCGGUCGGUGGUGGAUCAGUCGAAAGUGCGGCGUCUCGAACCGAGCUGAUUGGAUAUACUCGGGAGUGAAAGCCCUCCGGGAUUUAGGGAUGUUAAUAUUCUUUGACUGGGCCUCCGGCGUGGAAGGAAAAUUAAAAGAAGGACAAGGAACCGCGGGGAAAAAGUUAUUCGGAGAUCCGGGAAUAAUGUGAACUGAUGGGAGACUGAAUUUCAAGUAGCUCGCAGGACAUCGGUUUAAUUUGGUGUGUCGAGUUGACUGACGGAGGAAUUUCAUCGGGAUUGAUGAACAAGAAAGAAAAAUUGAACGCCCACGGAUUUGAUUCGCGGGAAUAAAUCCAACGAUCGAGUCCGCCAAUUAAGUGCGCCAUACAAGUGCGAGAGUUGUGUAUUCCGGUUGAAGAAAGCGUUCCGAACGCGAGUGAUAAAUUUGGGAAGAAGGUGAUAGAUCGAUUGGAAAGGGAAAAUUCGCAGCCGAAUUAAUGAAGGGGAAAAAAAAGAAUCUAGGAGAAGCAUCUAUUUGAUGUUGCAUUAUCGCGGCAAACAAAGUGCGUUUUAUUGUGAAGCGCCGGAAGUCUCGGGGAGCAGCAAAUAACAUCGUCGAGUAAUCAAGGCGGCGGUUGAAUAAAUUGGAUCGGGGAUAUUACAAGAACGGUCGAGAGACGAGAAGAGAAAAAGGGGCGGGGAGGGAGGGAGGGAGGGAAGAAAAAGGACGCACAAGGAAAGUCGCCAUUAGGCAAUGGCAAAGAAAAAGCUUUCUCUCCGCGUGAAAGAAGGGAGACGAUAAAUUUGCCAGGGACAUUGUACAUUAACUUCCAUUUCGGAAGCAGUGCGCGAAAAUCUAAAAGUGUGUCGUAUUCGUGAUAAAUUAUCUGGAAUUCCAUCUGGGGAAAAAUCGAAGGAAACGAUCAGGCGCUUCGUUCGGCGAUUCCCACCCCGAGGCAAAUACGCUGAAAAUUUCGGUUCGUCAGCGCGAACUUUUUCGUGGAAUAUAUAAAACGAACGAAGAAAAGUUAUUCCGCAGUCGACUCCAAAUACGUUCUCUUUUCGUGCGCAACCGCAUGAAAAAUAGAGGAGUUCUCGCUGCGACGAACAAUGAGCAUUUUCGCGUGAAAGUGACAAGAUGUGAUGGGCGGGCCUUUGAGAAAAAAAAAAGAGAUCCAUGUGCUUUUCGUCGGCGAGACAAAAGGUUGUCUGUCUGUGAAACGGAAGUCCGUCGCGAGGAGGAAUGCUAAUUAACCCAAUUCCUGCCGAAAUUGCGUUAACAAACCAGCAUGCAUUUUAAUCCGUCGUGUUAUCAGUCCGCUCGCUUCCUUAAUUACAGUGAAAUCAUUGUCUCGCGCAUCAGUUGCAAAAAGAGGCGUGCGGAACGACGUAAAUAUGAAUUAGUGUAUCUCGACGAGUGAAGCCAGUCAUCGUGCGAAGAAAUUAGCGAAACUAAUUCGAGAUAAACUGCUGCGACGUCUUAAUGAAGGAGAACUAAUGAACUUUGUAAUCCCGUAAAGUGCCCAGCGUGCCCGAGACGCGACGGCAGCUGGCAGUCUGUCAUCGCCCGGGACUCCCUCCCGUGCGAAAACAAAGAAUUUGCCGACGCGCGGCGAAAAGACUUUCAAUUUGUGCAAGAAGUCGCCGUCCUGGGUGGCCCACAAACCCGAGUCACCCAUCCGUGUACGUCUCUCCUCGUGCGCGCGCGAUCAGCACGCUAUACUUUUCUAUGAUCUGCGAGCCAGUUUAAAUCUUGAAUCGUGGACCGACGAUUAUAGUAAUCGACCAUGGGCGGGAGGACUUCAUUCAAGAACGCCCGUUAUUCGAAGCGACACGCAUCGGGUUGAGCAGACCCGCGGCCUGUCAUUGUCGAUAACUCGUUCGCUGAAGGAGCGGGGGCAGGGUUGACCAUCGAGGGUGAAAACAGGGGACUCGAAAUACACUUGUGGAAGUAUUUGUCAGAGAUGGUCAGCCAACACGCGAUGGCCACCACCGUCCGCAAAGUCAAGCAGGAGAACCGUCUCAGGCGGCAGAAUCAGAGCCAAGAUGAAGAAGGGCCUUACAAGCCAGUGCCACCACCGAAACCGGUGUCGAACAAUCAGAAGAGUCAGGACGUUCACCGGGAGCAGGACGAACACCGGGAGCAGCCGGUAGCCGAACGGCCGUCUUUGCGAACGACUUCCGGUCCGGAAAGGACCAACGUCGCGGAGAACGGGCAGGUUCGAAGCGUAGCCGGGCAGUCCUUUGCACCGGAAUACAGGAUGCCACCUUUGUACGGGGAGGAGCAGAGUUCGGGUCAGGCUCAACAGGCGGCCAGUUUGCAAACUCACAGCAGCAAGUUCCCGAUAGAACGCGAGUUGAUCCUGUCGUCGGGAGACAAAAAUUCCAAGAUCCCCAUUCUUCACGAGUACAAACAGAGGACCGCCGGAAGAGUCGCCAUCGCGCCGGAUGCGCCGAUCAAGCAACAGGCCUGGGUUCAGGAGGGAACUCAAAUGCAGGAAGUAAGACAGGACGGCCAAGCGAGGAACUAUCAGUCACAGGACGCCUACUCAUCUAGCGGAGCGGUGCCGAGGACGUCGAAGAUCGACGAGGAAAAAACCAAGUCACUCUCCAGAACUUAUCACACGAUUAAGGACAUGAUCUCGAGCCGCUUCGGGCCGAGUCGCAAGGACGUCGAGCCGGAACCGGAAGCCAGCCUGAACAACGUCACGGAGGAGCUGCGAAAGUCGAGCAGGAGCAUCGACGAUGACGAGGCCAGGAAGAAGGAAGGGAUUUACGGGAAACCUCGAGCGCAGGAGCCGUCGGUUAAUGUGCAACAAUAUUCGAAGAAUGCUUACGGUCAGUACGGCCACUCGUACGGCUAUCAAAGCAACCAGCAGAAUGUACCUUUACCAGGCCAACUGCAGCCGACCGCGACCAUUCAGCCGAAUUUACCAGGACAGAGCGCUCAGCUACAUGUGACCCACCACACACCGCCAGGAGGAAUUCAAACAGUUCAUCAAACCCAAGUUCCUGCUUUCGGCCAAACCACGACAGGUGCGCAGCAGGUGCAAAAUGUUACGAGGGAGUACAUGGUUCCGACACCGGGCGGUAUGACCGGACAGCAAAUACAUCAGGGAAUCCAUCAAAAUCCCACGCAGGCACAGGGACAAGGCACGCAAUUGCAAAAACCGCACGGUUUAUCCGUGCAGCAGCAUCAAGUGGGCAACGCGAUGCCGCCGACGAGCCCGAGCUUCCAGAGCUCUCAGCAGUUGCUUCAUCAGAAUCAAAAUCAUCACCAGAGUCCGCGAUUCGCGCAGCAGCACGCCCAGAACAUGCAGCAGCGUCAGCAGUUGAUCCAGCAGAUGCACCAGCAGCAAAUGGCCGGCCAGCAGGGCUCGCAGAACGCGAGCGCGCGAAACGUGCAGCAGUCGUACUUCCCCAACAGCGUGUCUUAUCAGCAGUAUCAGCAGGCGCGACAGGCGAUGUCCAGGUCGCAGAUCGAUCUUCCGAGCACGUCGAGACAAGGGCAGGAGCUCCGGGUAUCGGGUCAAGAGGGGGUCUACUAUCAUUACGCUCAAGGAAGACCUCGUUACGGCGUUCCCCAAGUGUACAUGAAGACCGAGGGCAAUCAGGAAACGGAGUUUCAGAGGCGAAACUCUGCGAAGGGUAUCGAGAAGGCGGCUUCGCAGCCGCAACUAUGUUACGAGGACGAGCGAAAUGCCGAGAUUUCGAAGAAUCCCGCAGAGAAUAUGAAGAACCUGACGGUAGAUCCGCUGGAUAAGGAGAGAUACGAGAUCACUGUGGAAGAUCGAAGUCAAUGUGAGCUCGGAAGAAACGGAUUACAAAGAAACGAGGAGUACCGUCCGGAAACUAGCUUCGGCAUUCGGAGAGACGAGACACGGACCUCGAAGAGGGAACAGGAGCAGGCAUCGUCGAGUCAAGAGGGAGGUCAGGAUUUGACGGAGGGAAACUCCGUGCAGAAGAGGAUCGAAGAGUUGCAGAAGAGAGCGGAGCAGGAGGGUCAUUUCAACUCCAAGCCACCAAAGGACGACGCGGACGGCUUAAGGGUCGGCCUGGCCACGAAAAUGAUCGGCGAGCCAUCGAAAAGGCUCGAAGGUGGACAAUAUAGCGGAAAGGAGCCCAUCGUGAAAUCAGAUAGGAAAGACGAUCUGGAGCAGGGUAUCGGCCGACUGAAGAUCCAGAAUCAGGGCUCAGGCUCGGAUUACGACAAGGCCGGCCAGAGUUCUUCGAAUGUCGAUUCCGGAAGGGGCUCCGCAGUCUAUUCGAGCGGAAGACGCCCGCCGCCCGAUGAUCAAACUUUGGCGCAAGUACAAGAUUCCGAAUGGGUGGACAUAGUGGAGUCGGAGUUGAGGAGUAUUUUGGAGCCCAGGGACGUUCCCGCGAUGGCGCACUCGACCCUGUCCGAAAGUGUAUCCUCGGUAACACCGCCUCUACCGCCGUUGUCACCCCAUGACAGCCCACGUACGCCGAGAAAUCGAUACUCAACGAGCGAUUAUGGCAAGGCUAUGGAAAAGAGAGGUUUCUCGAGCAGCACAAAACAUCGUGGCGCUUCGACAUCCAAGAAGGAAGCUGCGAAAAAGUUUUCUCAUCUUUUCGGAGUAGAAGCCGCCGAUUUAACGUCUACCACGACAGGACUUGAUUUGGAUUCCAUGUUAGAUAGAAGUGACUCCGAUCUCAGUACCACCGAUGCAAGGACAAUCAGAAAACAAUUGGAGGGAUUAGAAAAUAUGUAUAGCGAAGUACUUAAAUUACUCGGCGGGAGUGUGAAAAAGAGGCGGAAGGCAAGGGGACUCACUAGUUAUGGUUCGGUUUCGUCGUUGCCGACGUCCUCUGUGUCGUCGAGGCCUGUCACGAGGCAUCACGACAAACGUAGAUCCCACGUAAUUGAUGACAGGAUGAAGAAAGCCAAAGAUAUUAAGAGCAUCAACAAGCGUUUUCAGCGACUGGAGUCGCACGUGGUGACAUUGGCAAGAUCAGUGGCUCACCUGAGCUCGGAGAUGAGGACCCAGCAUCUGAUGAUUCAGGAAAUGGAGAGCAUAAAGUGCGAGAUUGCGACCCUCAGAACGCAAACGAACAUGGCGAUGGUGAGGUCGCAGUCACAGCCCCUGAUCAAGGAUUCGGAAUUGCCGGCGCUUUCGAAUCCCUCGAGAGUGAAGAAACUGACCAAGUUCUUCGGCACGGAGCCACCUCUCAUCAGACUGUUCCUGAGGGAACUUGGGUAUGAGAAAUACGCGGCUGCUUUUGAGAAAGAGAAGGUCGGGAUGGUGGAGUUGCCUUAUCUCAGCGAGGAAAGACUGCAGAAAAUGGGGGUUCCCCUGGGUCCGAGGCUGAGGAUCCUACAGGAAGCAAGGAUCUCGGUGUGCAAAGAUCCGAUUUACGUAGUAUAAGUUCUCCGGACGGCGCGCAAAAACGUUUCGCGACGCAAGCAGAGGGAAUCCGUGGAUAAAAUGCGGACAAAGAGGAAAAUGAAGAACGAAGGUCUAACGGGGAAUAUUCGUUUUGUGCCGUCGACCGAUGAACGCGUUAAGACGUUCCUCGAGGCGUUUCUCGCAAACGAACUCUCCAGCUCGAAAACGGUCUGUUUGAGCGACAGCUCUUUUACCCGUUUCAAUCGAUAGCUGUUUGAAAGCUGCUCUCACCAAAACGUUGAAAUUGUUUUGCUACGUCUUUAGGUCGACAGAUUUGGUCUGUCGCGAGUUCACCGCUGCACAUUACUAAUCCCAAGAGGCAAAGAGAUCCGGCAAUACGUAGACAAUUCAUAAAGUAAUAAAUUAACGUAGAAGCGCUUUUGUACGGUAAUAAUUAUAAAAUUUUGAAAAAUUAAUUUCUGGAGGCAAAUUUGCGGCGUUUAAAUAAAUGAAAACUCGAUAUAAAAAACGCUGUGAAUACAAAAAUCGAAAUGAAAAGCAUGCUUUACAAACGUUGUAUUGUUUAUUGUUACAUCAUAAACGGUAUUUAUAAAUUUUCCAAAAAUGCGCUACAUAUUGAUCGCUUCUCAGCUACUUUCGAACGUAUUUGUUUCGGAUAUAUUUAUAUGACCCAGAUAUUAUCGUAAUCAUUCCUAGAAUAUUUCGCAUUUCCUCGUUAUCGUAAAUCGAUAAUGCGUUUCUCCGAAUAUUGCGAAAUAAUUGGCUUACGAUCGAAGUUAUGCUUGAGAUUGAAAUAAAAACUUGAAAAAAGAAACGUCGAUAUUAUGAACUUUAGGUUAUAAACUCAAUGUUAUUUAUAAACUGUUCUGUUGCAUUAUCGAAAAGAUAAUAACGAAUGAGCACCAAGAAGAAGUAAAGGCUCGGACAUAUAAUUAUAUAAUAUUUUUAGAUAAUUUUUAGAUAAAAUAAAUUGCAAAUUUGACACAAGUUUACUGAGGGGACCAAUCAAAAUGUAAAUAUGACAUACUAUCGAUAUUAUCGGUGGUGCUAGGCGACCUAUCGUUCUUGUGUUGCACAAGAAAAGGAGAGCGGAGAUACAAAGAUGAUCCACGAGGAUCUUGACCUCUCUCUCGUAUCGUUCGUUAAAUAAUGAGAUUACUAUGUAGAUUUAGAUUAUACGUGCGGGUUGAAAGCCGACGUUACGGCACGCUCCGUGCGCGGUUAUUCGUGGCGCUGAUAAAAUCGACGAUUAGACCCGAGAAGAGCCGCGCACAUUGGGAACAACGAAUCUCACACAAGUAUGUUUGCCAAAGAGACGUACGGACAUCGUGUAAGUGGUAUGGCCGAGAUUUUUUCCAUUAUACAUAUUUCAAUAUAUAUUUUACAAUAUUUUUGUUUUCUUUUUUCGAUAACACCGCACGUUUUCGAAUAUCGAUAUCUACAAUUAUUGCAUUGCAAGAGCCAGCUAAUUCUGGGAAGGGACGCUGCUAUCUUCCGCGAACUCUCGGACAUCGUACGUAUGUAAAUGAAAUUUGUAAAACGUGAAAACAGCGGGACAAGAAAAAAAUUUUUUUUUCUUAUUGCUGGAUAUUUCGCAUUAAUUUAACAAGUCUCGCUUUUCCUUGAGAUAAAUACAGAUAAUUGAUACGGAACAAUUAGAUACAUCUAAUAAUAGUGUAAAAUGCAUUUUUUUUCCCGAUAUAUUAUUGGUCGCUUCAUAUUUUCAUUAUCCGAAAUUUCGGUCGCAUGGCAGCAUGCGCCGCGUUAUGUCGAUACCAAAGAAUCGAUACCUGUUCCCUUGUCGCGACGACGACAACGCAACGAUAAUCGCUACUUGUGAUCGCGGGUCACAGGACCGAGAAGACACGCCACUUUGAUACUUGAAUAAAAGAUGUAUUCUCUGUACUCUCAGUCGAGAAUACACGGAUUGUAGACGUAGAGUUAUUAAGCGAUAAUAUAUGUAUCAUUAAUGCAUUGUUUAUAAAAUGAUCUGAUUAUGUGCGACUGUACUUCCAGCAAAAUUUGCUCUGAUUAAUAUAUUAAGAAUGGUGGACAUAUUAA
Solenopsis invicta (red fire ant) is the source of this 7647-nucleotide messenger RNA. RefSeq lists its product as uncharacterized. Gene Ontology annotation, molecular function: protein binding. The coding region runs from base 2179 to 5604 and encodes 1141 amino acids. The record is from RefSeq and is a predicted model, not a curated record. Lineage: Eukaryota; Metazoa; Arthropoda; Insecta; Hymenoptera; Formicidae. The transcript is spliced from 15 exons.